Molecule: messenger RNA, 7818 nt
Organism: Xyrichtys novacula (pearly razorfish)
Lineage: Eukaryota; Metazoa; Chordata; Actinopteri; Labriformes; Labridae
Source: the annotation of a GenBank genome assembly
GCUCAAUUUACUCUUUGUCUCAACUUACCCCACUCUCCCCUAUACUUUGGUUGGAAGAAGGCUCGGUGAAAUGAGUGAAAAUAUUUCAACUUGGAGUUAUUUUUUUUACUGAUUUUAAAAUGAUAUUUGGUUCCUGAUAUUUCGUUUAUUUUAUUUUUUUUUAUUUGUUUAUUUAUUUAUUUGUUCCCUGAAAAAUGCAAGUGUUGGGUUUUCUUUUGAAAAGCAGGACUUCCGGUCCACGUUGAGCCCCUCCACAGAGGUGUGUGUAAAGGACUCUGCGGCUUGACCCCUCUGGUUGUAAAUAUUGGGGAAUCUUUGAACAUCUGAGGAGCACUCCUGGAAGCAGCAGACCAGAGAUGGACACGUCUCUCCUGAAAGACUUUCUGGUCACGUAUUUGAUGCCAGAAAAAUGUUAUGAGCGGAUUUUUGUCAACUUUCUCCUGGACGGUGAGGGCUACUGCUGCUGCUGCUGCUGUUGUUGAGAGAUUUCAGAGCUGGAAAGGAGCAGUGAAAUCUUUCCAGAUGUUUUUUUCAGGGAGGAGUCUGAGGAGCCUCUCCCUUCACGCUGACGGUUUAACAUUAUGAAGCUUUACCAAAUAAACCUUGUUUUUACACUAAGAUGUUUUAUUAAACCACGUUAAUGUCAACAAAAUGAUGUUUUAGGUUUACAGUGCACCCUAACUACGUUUUGCUGUCCUUUUCUUAUUGUUAUUAUAUUUCUUUCUUUUUUUUUAUUCCAGCACCUUGUUUUAAGUUUAUCCUGGGCAGAAUCGUCGGGAUCUGCAUCAUUUUGGACACUUUUUUCGGUAAGACCCCUCCGUGGCCGAAACAAACCUGAUUCAAUCAGCAGGGGGUGACUAAAACAAAGACAGAAGAGGUGAUCGGAUUACAGUUUUAAUGUUAUUUUCACAGCCGACAUUUAAAGCCCAAUCAUUAAUGAAUUCAUUUGUUUUUAAAAUAUAGUCAUUAAUGAUCAUUAUCUUAAAUCACAUCAAGUUACUUGAAAACUUGUGUUAGGGUUAUAUCACAGAUAAUUUUUUACACACUUGCAAUGAAGUUUUCUUUUAGCUGAUAUUGACACUUGUUACUUGCUCUGUUGGCUCAUUACUUAACAUAACACAACCUAACACAAUAUAACAUAACAUUACAUAACAUAACAUUACAUAACCUAGCAUAACAAAACAUAACAUAUCAUAGCAUAACAUAACAACAUAACCUAGCAUAACAUAACGUAACAAAACAUAACAUAGCAUAACAUAACAUAACACAACGUAGUAUAAAAUAACCUAGCACAACCUAGCAUAACCUAGCAUAACAUAACAUAACAUUACAUAACCUAGCAUAAUAUAACAUAAAAUAACAUAACAUAACCUAGCAUAACAAAACAUAACAUAACAUAACCUAGCACAACAUAACAUAACCUAGCACAACAUAACAUAACCUAGCACAAAAAAACACAACAUAACAUAACAUAACUUUUACUCAUAACUGUACAUUGCUGCAAUGUCUUGCUCCUAUUAUUAAUAUUUGUAUUUUCAAGAGCAAGUGUAAUGACUGAACUUCUAAGGAUAAAUAAAGUAAUCUAAUUCAUAAUGAACAAAUAAUAUGGCAUUUAGCAAUUCAAGUUGUCCAUAAUUACAGCUCUACGAAUAGUUUUGCUUAAUCUAUGCUGUAUCUAAGUAAGUAAUGUUAGCUCAUAAGCUCAAUGUUUUCGCUAGCUAGAAGGAUUUUUGCUCUCAGCAACAUUUAGUGUUAAAGACAAAACAUGAGCAGAGUGACGGCCUAAAUAAUGUUUCAGUUGUUGAUUAUUCAUACGUUAGAUUUGUUUUAAAUUUUACAUUAUUUUAACAGCUUUUUAUAACAAGUGAAAUUUGUUAAUUUAAUCUAAUUGUAACGUAACAGCUUUAAUGCUUAAAAAGAUUUUGAAGGAUUUUGUUGGGUUUCUUUAAAGUAUAAAAAGCUCCUUACUGCAUCUGUGAUUGUAAAGCAGGUUAAAGGGACUUAAGAGGAAUUCAUUUUUAGGUCCUUUAUUAUGCAAGAGAAUGUGAGGUAAAUGUACAUUUGUACAGCUAGAUGUCUACUUACCCACAGAUUGUUUAAUGAAUAUCUGACUAACUUUGUCAGUGUUCAGUAUGUUUGUAGUGAUGAAGAUUGACUCCCCUCCCAAGGUGAAAGAAUUAAUAACAAUCAUUCAUCAUCAACUGCGUCGUCUACAGACAGUCAGGUAUGUUUUGCCUCAACUGACAUCCCUGUUUUUCUUCUCACUGCAGCACAGCUGCCUCAGCUGUUAAAGAUACUGUGGAGAGGAAGUGCAGAUGGCCUGAGUCUGCCUGCCAGCCUUCUUCAGCUAUAUGCCUUUUCAUGUCCUGUUGUGUACGCCAUAGCCAACAACUUCCCAUUAUUGUGAGUAUUCUGACAUGACGGUUCACUGUGUUUGUGUUGUUUUACUGUAGUCAGUCCACUAUGUGACAUCAAGUUCUGGUCAUCACUGUUUCAAGAGAUUAUCCCAUAUACUUUCCCCUUCCUUGGAAUUCCCUUAUCUAAUUUUGAGUUUGACCAAUCUGAGACACCUUAUCAGUUUCAGUGUAGUAAAGACAUAAUCUCACAGGCAACUGAUUCCAACAUAAAACUUCUGUAUUCACUUCCUUCUUGUGGUUUUAAUUGUUUUAACUUGAAACCAGAAAAAAGGGCCUUGUAAUAUGUGACUGAGAAACUCAGAUGUUGACAUUUGCUAGUUUUUAUGUAUGAUACUCUCACUACAAGCACUGCACUGGUGUUUUUUUUAUCCUUGUGUGAUCGUUCCUGCAACAGGUCUUCUGUGCUGCUUUGUAAAAGGAGACGCACGUGUCAGCUGUGAUAAAUAUUAAUGUUAUGGAAGCUUCUGUAUUGAAGAGAGAGGGAAAAAAGAUUUGUCUUCACAGCUUCAACAUCUAACUAAGCAAAGAAAAGCAGAAUUAGACUGUUAUCGGUAUGUAUUGGAAAAAAUCUACAUGUUGCAAAUCUCUAAGCACUUUUCAAACUGAAAAUAGUAUGUGAGACUUCAUAAACUGGAAGUGUUUACUUUUUUCCAAUGUGUCAUUGUAGUGUCCAGGGAUAUGCUUUAGCAGAAGUUUUUGUCUCAAGCAUUUCCUGCAGCUUUUCUCUGACACUUCUUACCAGGAAGUGGUUUCUGUUGCUAUUUUGUGGCAGCACAUGACUGACUUUUGUCUGUUAAACCACUCUCCAAACUUUUCCGUCUGUGUGAACCUUGGGAUAGCUUAAAGCACAUGAUUCAACAGCUUUUACCUCAGAUGGCUUGUUUCUUUUUUUCUUUUUCUCAAGAGUGACUCACUGGUGGAUGUGAGUCAUCUAAAGCCACUAUGUUUAAACUAGUGACAGACAAACAGCGAUUAAAUUUAUGAAAGAUGUAUCCUGCAAACCUCUGUGGGUCCAUUAUGUAAAAGUGCUGCAGAGAAUUCUGAGUAUUUUCCUGUUGUACCGUCUCUAACAUGUGUUUUACUUGAACCUCUUCACAGUGCCUGGGCUGACAGGCUCAUCACAUUGACUCAAGCAGCCGUGAUGGUCUUCCUUAUCCUGCGUUAUCGUGGGGAGACUUUGAAAGGUUAGCACUCGCAUUCUCCAAAUGCACAUACGGAGUACUGUUUAGUCUUUCAGGAUAGCUCUGGAAUUACUCUGUGUUUUUCUUAUCAUAAACAAAUUCUUCAAAUAAAUCAGAGCAAAACCAGUCCUCCAUAAAUGUACUGACCUCGCCCUGUGGCUCCGCUUAAAGCUCAUUUAAUUCCCUGAGGACUUAAUCUUACAUAAACAUCAAACAAAUAUAGACAGUCUUUGUUUGAAAGGAUGCUCUUUGACAUUUCUUUUUUAACCACAACAGAGUAUUUUGAAACAGAUGGAGAUACAUUAAGGUGUUAAAUGGAUCAGCUACAGCAGCAGGGUAGUGUAUGAGGAGUUAAUAUUGUGUUAAAAGUAAAGCCCAUAGUUUCAUUACACUGUUAGAUGUUUGGUGCAAAACCGUACUGACUCUGUUUCACUCAGGUCUAAAGACAUUGAAAGCACUUUUAAGAAACUACAUUCUGUUGAAAAAAAAUUGCGCAGUGAUGAAGUUAUGUAAAACAUCUUGCAUCGCCUAGACUGAACAUUACAGAAGACUUGAACCAGCUAAAAUAGUGACAAGUGUUUUCCAACAUUCAUAUGUGUCGAACACUUGAAAAAAGAAACACGUGCCUCUUUAAAAGAGGCCUGGAAACAUGCUGUUUAAAGCUUGUGUGGGGCCUAAUAUUGUAAAGCCCUAUGAUGACUGUCAAGUAUAAUUUAUGAGUUAACCACAGAGUGAGUCACACACAUACACACACUCUCCUUUAUCUUGCAGCGCCACCCUGUGGGGAUGGAGUGUUCUGCUGGGAAAUCAAACUUUCAAACAUCUCUCUUAAAACAGAGUGAAAGAGGGUGGAUUAACUCUCAUGAGUUGAGAUUAAGUUGAGAUUAGUUGAAAAGCCAGUUUUAAGUUCUGUCCGGUUAAAGGGACAAGUAUGAACCAAGUGGAAAUCUGGUCUUACGAAACAGCAGUGCUAAAAACUGUGGUUCCUCAAAUAUCCUCUUGAGUACCAGAAGUCACUUAGACCCAAAAAGCCAAAAUAAACAUGUUUACAAACUUGUUUUGGUCUGAGCCUUUCAUUUCUCUACCAGCAUUUACCGUUGAGGGGAGUGAUUUUAAUUUUUGACUUGUGGAUUUUAAAGAUAUUAAGGUUAAAAGAUUUGUUUAUCUCAACUCUUUCUCUUUUCCUCUGGUAAGGUUGUCUCACAGUCAGAUUAAAUCAGCACUGAUAGGCUUUGAAACUCAUUUGUUUUGGUCUUUAUAUUUUGCUCUGCAUAAACUGAUCCAGUCUCUUUUGUGUUGUCAUGAUAGGGAUGCUGUUACUCUUGGCCCAUAGUGGUGCCGUAUUCCUCCUGGGCUCGUAUGCAGCUGUAGCAGUCGCCUCAGUGCUGCAGGCCUCCAGACUGGCGGCUCUAAUUGCAAGCAAGGUCAGACCUGCUCUCUGAUUAAGAACAACUCUGAACUGUGAUGUGAUCAUGAACUGCCUAAUCUGAUCAGAAACGACUGAAUUUGUUGCUCUCAGAGUUUCCAGGCUGGAACAAACUACCGUAAUGGACACACAGGCCAGCUGUCCUCUCUGUCGGUGGUAUUAUCAUACACAGGCUCUCUGGGCGUCUUCUAUGUGUCUCUACAGGUAUGUCAUCAGAAGUGUAAUUAUUGAUUUACAAAUGCAUACAUCUUACCGAUCCAGUCAGUCAGUGUUUUUUAUAACAUGGUCGUUCUGUAUUUUAUUUCUGAUGCAGUCUGGAAGCUCAUUUGAGACUCUGUCACACGCGCUGUCUGCCUGCCUCAGCUGUGUCCUUCUGGUCCAGGUCGUCUGUUACAGGAGCAGUACUGCGACCGGCAAAAGAAAGAGUGAAUAAUGGAGAUGGAGAAUGAUGCCAGAUGGACAUCAUGAAAGGACUGAAUGAGAAAUAACUACAAAUGCAUCAGGGAAUGUUGUAUUGACUUUAAAUCAAAGCAUGAGGACACUUUUCGUACAAUUACAUAUUUUUUUUUAUUAUUUACUGUAACAGUAUGUCAAAAGGGUGAGGGCUUAAGAAUAUUUUUUGUCUCCCUCUGGUGUUUCAUACGAGAACUACUUUUCUCUCAAUAACAGCUGGGUGUGUCUCCUGAAAGUCUGCUAGUGGCUGGGAUUUGUUCUGUUUAGUUGAUUCAAAUUUGAGUUAACAAAAGUUUCAGACUUUUCAUCCCAGUACAAACUGUCUGACCAUGUCAAUAAGUAGUAAACAAGCUCAAAGUCCUUUGAGGUUUACAUAAGAAUUUAUUUCAGAAGUCAUUUUAGUGAGAGUAACCUCUAAACCACAUAGAUGUGUUGAAAGAGGGAGGAGGUGCAGUCAUGGGGCCGUCAUGGGCACACACAUGAACUUCCAUCAGGUCGUACUUUCACUUUUGGAUCCUACACUGUUACAAAAGCAAAACCUGCUAAUGAUGCAUUCAUGUCACACAGGAUUUCACUUUAAAUUUGCUGACAUGAGAAAACGUUCGUGCCAACCCCCACAGAGAUAAUUCUAGUCAGACUCUUUAACGUUGUGGUUUAGCCUCGGGUUUUUCCGUUACGCAACAUAUAGAAAAAGUCCAGAACAGUCAUCGUAAAAACCUUUAUGUGUCUAUUAACUGAGCUACCAGGCUGCUAAGUGACAUGAGCAUACAAACAUUCACACCGUUAGAGUCACUGAGUAGCUCGCUGGAGCACAUCCAGGAGUGUUGGUAAAUAAUUUCUCAGAUUUUUCAUGCUGAGGUUUGAAGAAAGAGACAGAAGGGGAAGGAACUUGCUGAAAAAGUGCUUUCAUAGCUCAGGAAAGAGCAAACAUAUAGCUACGUAUAUUCCAAAGAAAACUGGCUCAAGUUGAUGUUUACUGAUUCUUUUUCCAGACAGUUUUGAAUGGAAAAACCUUCUUUACAUGCCUGCCACUGUGAACCUAAUGUUAAGUCUUACUGAGUGACACAGAAGUGACUGAAGGAGUUCAUGCGCACCAUUGGCACAUUAACUUGGUUUGUUUGAGCAGUGGCUCGAGAUUUUCCAUUCAGCUGAACUCAAACACUUGUAAUUACUCAACAGGCAAAAAAAGAAAAUUAAUGAGUUUUUCUAAUUUUGUUUUUCUAACUUUUUACAUGUUGAACUUAACUGUGAACUGGUUUUAAACAUACUGUGAAUCUUUUCUCCGAACAUGAAUUUGAUAAUAAAAUGUCAUUCGAGCAGCAGAAAGAACAUCAUGUUUGCAUGUUCUCACAGUCGACAACUUUAACUGUCAGUUUCUUAAAGCACAUCAUUAAGUGUUAGAAAUGACAGUUUUUUUUAAUUUGUGCACACCCCCUAGGCCAUGUCAGGACUCGCCUUACACAAACAUGCGGUGUGUACUCAUAGGAAAACCUACAGGCGUAGCAGAGAAGUUUACUGAUCUCUGCAGGUAGAACAAGGAUUGCUGUAAACUCUUUUAGUUUUUAAAAUAGAUUUUUGGGUUUGUAAUUUAAGAGAGGAGAAAUGGUUUUAUGGCAUAGGUUUUAAUUUUUAAACAAGAUCCAAGGGUACAAAACCUCAGCUGAUUGGUGUUCAGUGAAUUUUAGCUGACAUGCUCUGCUGAGGUGAUAAGGAGGGUUAGCACGCUCAUAUUAGCACCACUGUCCCUGGCUAUAGUGAGGCAGAGAGCAUCCCUGCUUGUAACUAUUAUGCAAUUCUUUAUCACAAGCUCAAACUUCAUGGUUUUAUUGUCUUGAAAUAACAGCUGAUUUUUCUGCAAUAACAUGUCGUUGUGUCUGAUGAGAGCAAACAAGUUCAUCUGAAACCAAAAAAUCAACUUUUUUUUAAAAUGAUGGAGUCACUGAACAUGCAAAAAAUUCUGAAUGUUAAUGACUUUGUUUUGUUGAACCACACUUGUUCUCAUUUUAAAAACUCCAACAGGACCAUUACAAGGGAUUGAUUUGAUCAACCAAUCAGUACUUGAAAGAAGAAUCUGAUGCUUUGAUUACUGCUCAUUUUUCAAAGGGACAUUGACAUGACAGUUCUCAUCUAGUUAGAUCUACAGUUGUCAAACACCGAUCUCAUCACCUCAGCAUGGCACACAUAAUGUCCAACAAACAGAAUAAGUGAAGCAGCCUUCUGUCUUAUGAUGAUAACAAGAUGAUUACUUCUUUAUCCUAAGAUAACAAAGCUUGUCUUCUAGAGGUAACAGAAAAAUAAACCUGUGAUCUUCAGAUAACAGUAUUAAAACGGAGUAAAGCAC